CUCCGACUCAAAACAACACGUGCAACGGAAAGCAUUCCGGGAUUUUUUUAAUUUUGAGCAGUUUUCUAAUAGAAACAAGCCUAAAAAAUGCUGGAGGACAUAAAAGAAAUGAAGGAUAACCCGGUUUUGACAAAUUCUCGAGCAGAAUUUAGGCAGAUACCCAAAAAGUUGAGCAGGCACCUGGCAAACUUAGGAGCACCCCAUGUGGACUCCUUUGAUGAAAUGUUGACCGUGGGACUGGACUUCGUGGCCAAACACAUGACUCCCAUCUAUUGGCAAAGCCCCGCCGGCGAGAAGAUCUCGUUAAAAGUGGAGUCCAUUUGGAUAUCUAAGCCACAGGUGCCUCAGGAUGUUAUUGAUGUGCGCACACGAGAGAUUUAUCCCACAGAUUCAAGGCAACUUCACGUCUCUUACUCGGGAAUGUGCUCCGUUCGAUUGGGUUGGAGUGUUAAUGGAGUAGAGAAGCCCCCUAUAAACAUGGAUUUAGGUGAACUGCCCAUAAUGCUGCGCUCAAAAGCCUGCAAUCUUGGUCAGGCCUCGCCGAAAGACAUGGUGAAACACGGAGAACAUGACAGCGAAUGGGGAGGAAUCUUUGUAAUCCGUGGAAAUGAAAAGAUAGUGCGUAUGCUGAUCAUGACCAGGCGAAACCAUCCAAUCUGCGUAAAACGCUCUUCUUGGAAGGAUCGUGGCCAGAACUUCAGUGAUCUGGGUGUUUUGGUGCAAACAGUUCGGGAGGAUGAAUCCUCCCUUAGCAACGUUCUUCACUAUUUAAACAAUGGAACGGCCAAGUUUAUGUUCUCGCAUGUGAAGAGAUUGUCAUAUGUGCCUGUUUGCCUGAUUCUCAAAUGCCUAAUGGAUUAUACGGAUGAAGAAAUAUACAACAGACUUGUUCAAGGCUACGAGUCCGAUCAGUACUAUCUAUCCUGCGUCCAGAGCAUGCUGAGGGAAGUCCAGAACGAGAAUGUCUACACGCACUCGCAGUGCAGAAGCUUCAUUGGUCACCUGUUCCGCUCUCGCUUCCCAGAGGUUCCGGAAUGGCAACCUGAUGAGGAUGUGACUGACUUUAUCCUUAAGGAAAGAGUCAUGAUUCACCUGGACAAAUACGAGGAUAAGUUUCAGUUGAUUGUGUUUAUGGUGCAGAAGCUAUUUCAAUGCGCCCAGGGCAAACACAGAGUGGAAAACGUCGACUCGGCGAUGAUGCAGGAAGUCCUCCUGCCAGGUCAUCUUUACCAGAAAUACCUAGGCGAACGCGUCGAGUCUUGGGCCUUGCAGGUGCGACGGUGUCUCCAAAAGAAGCUCACUACCCCAGAUGGCUUACUGUCCAGCUCGGUAAUGACCCAGUGCAUGCGGCAAGCGGGCGGAGUAGGUCGGUCCAUGGAGUCGUUUUUAGCCACGGGAAAUAUUGCGAGUCGUACGGGGCUGGGAUUAAUGCAAAAUAGUGGUUUGGUCAUUAUGGCAGAAAACAUCAACAGGAUGCGUUACAUGUCCCAUUUCCGAGCUAUUCACCGUGGUUCCUACUUUACAACCAUGCGAACCACAGAGGCACGACAGCUCCUCCCGGAUGCCUGGGGCUUUAUUUGCCCUGUCCACACUCCCGACGGCACGCCUUGUGGAUUGCUUAACCAUUUGACUCUGACCUGCGAAAUUUCAAAGCGUGCAGAUCCCAAACUAGUAGAGGUCAUUCCUUCUAACCUGAUAGAAAUGGGCAUGAUGCCGUUGUCCCAACAAAGCUCUCCGGAUGCCAAGCUAUAUGUUGUUUUCUUAGAUGGUAAACAUCUGGGUUACAUUCACCAAUCAGAUGCCACAAAAAUAGUCGACGAUUUGCGCUACGGAAAGAUUUUUGGCACAUUUCCCCAAAUGAUGGAAAUAGGCUUUAUUCCAUUUAAAAAGAAUGGCCAGUUUCCAGGACUUUAUCUUUCAACGGGACCUGCCAGAAUGAUGAGGCCAGUUUGGAACCUAAAGUGGAAGAGGGUGGAGUACAUUGGAACACUUGAGCAGUUGUAUAUGGAGAUUGCCAUCGAUCCAAAAGAAAUGUACACAGACUUCACCACGCAUCUGGAAUUGGCCAAGACGCACUUUAUGAGCAACCUAGCAAACUUAAUUCCCAUGCCAGACUACAAUCAAUCGCCUCGUAACAUGUACCAGUGUCAGAUGGGAAAGCAAACCAUGGGAACCCCAUGCUUAAAUUGGCCCAAGCAGGCGGCCAACAAGUUGUACCGCCUGCAAACGCCAGCUUCGCCGCUCUUCCGUCCGGUUCACUACGACAACAUCCAGUUGGAUGACUUCGCCAUGGGCACAAACGCUAUUGUAGCUGUUAUUUCCUACACGGGUUACGAUAUGGAAGACGCCAUGAUCAUCAACAAGGCGGCAUACGAAAGAGGAUUUGCCUAUGGAAGUAUCUACAAAACAAAGUUCUUGACGCUGGACAAAAAGAACAGCUAUUUCGCUAGGCACCCGCAUAUGCCGGAAUUAGCUAAAUAUCUUGAUGCAGACGGUCUUCCACACCCAGGCUCUAAAUUGAGCUACGGAGCUCCACUGUACUGUUAUUUUGACGGCGAGGUAGCCACAUAUAAGGUUGUGAAAAUGGAUGAAAAGGAGGACUGCAUGGUAGAUAGCAUUCGUCGGUUGGGUAGUUUCGAUUCGUCGGCUAAAAGAUCGGCAGCCAUUACACUGAGGGUUCCACGACCGGCCACUAUUGGCGAUAAAUUUGCGUCGAGAGCCGGCCAGAAAGGAAUUUGCUCACAGAAGUAUCCCGCCGAGGACUUGCCCUUCACGGAAUCAGGUCUGAUCCCAGAUAUCGUGUUCAACCCCCACGGUUUUCCCUCCCGUAUGACAAUCGCCAUGAUGAUUGAAACAAUGGCGGGAAAGAAUGCAGCAGUCCACGGGAAUGUCUACGACGCCACUCCUUUCCGCUUUUCAGAGGAGAAUACGGCCAUUGAUUACUUUGGCAAGAUGCUCGAGGCCGGAGGAUAUAACUACUACGGAACGGAGAGACUAUAUUCAGGUGUUGAUGGACGCGAGAUGAAGGCGGAUAUAUUCUUUGGAGUGGUGCAUUACCAGCGCCUGCGGCACAUGGUGUUUGACAAGUGGCAGGUUAGGUCCACUGGAGCCGUGGAAGCCCGCACCCACCAGCCAAUUAAGGGCAGAAAACGAGGCGGCGGUGUGAGAUUCGGAGAGAUGGAACGAGAUGCGUUGAUUUCCCACGGAGCCGCCUUUCUGCUGCAGGACCGCUUGUUUCACAACUCGGACAAAACUCACACGCUGGUGUGCCACAAGUGUGGGUCAAUUUUGGCGCCACUGCAGCAGAUUGUUAAGCGAAACGAAACGGGAGGACUCUCCUCUCAACCGGAAACAUGUCGUUUGUGCGGAGACAACAGCUCUGUGUCCAUGAUCGAGAUCCCCUUCUCCUUCAAGUUCCUGGUGACCGAGCUGAGUUCGGUCAACAUAAAUGCCAGGUUCAAGCUGAACGAGAUUUGAGCGGAAUUUAAGAUUAAGUCCCUAUUUUAUGCCUUGUACUCCUACUAAUAAAAUGGAUUGCAACAA
Drosophila ficusphila is the source of this 3543-nucleotide messenger RNA. It is a transcript of the gene RpI135, whose product is annotated as DNA-directed RNA polymerase I subunit RPA2. Gene Ontology annotation, biological process: DNA-templated transcription. The coding region runs from base 88 to 3477 and encodes 1129 amino acids. NCBI's taxonomy places the organism in Eukaryota, Metazoa, Arthropoda, Insecta, Diptera, Drosophilidae. The record is from RefSeq and is a predicted model, not a curated record. Gene Ontology annotation, cellular component: RNA polymerase I complex; nucleus. Gene Ontology annotation, molecular function: ribonucleoside binding; DNA-directed RNA polymerase activity; DNA binding. The transcript has 3 exons.